This is a messenger RNA of Lineus longissimus, 6505 nucleotides long. RefSeq names its product villin-1-like. Lineage: Eukaryota; Metazoa; Nemertea; Pilidiophora; Heteronemertea; Lineidae. The coding region runs from base 141 to 2642 and encodes 833 amino acids. Gene Ontology annotation, cellular component: actin cytoskeleton; cytoplasm. Gene Ontology annotation, molecular function: phosphatidylinositol-4,5-bisphosphate binding; actin filament binding. Gene Ontology annotation, biological process: actin filament severing; actin polymerization or depolymerization; cytoskeleton organization. The record is from RefSeq and is a predicted model, not a curated record. The transcript has 25 exons.
CGCGGUUGAUUUGAACGCCAGUCGGUUGGUGUGUGAGUUGCGGAGAACAUCGCGGGAACACUUUCUCCGAUUUCAAACGUAAAAAUGCCUUCAAAUUUUCCGAAACAAAUAAAAACGGCUGCAGCAGAAGCUGAUUAAGAAUGUCGGACUCCAACGCCACUGACCCGGCGUUCAGGGUGAUCACUCCUGGAAAGGCAAACUUCAUGAUAUGGAGAGUUGAGAACUUUGAACUGAAAGCCAUCCCACAGACGAACUAUGGAAGUUUCUACAAGGGUGAUGCCUACGUUGUCUUCAGUUCUGGGACUUCCAAGACUGAUAUGUACGUGCACUUCUGGGUCGGGGAGGACUGUUCGCUGGAUGAGGCUGGUGUAGCGGCUUUCAAAGCAGUAGAAUGUGAUGACUAUGUAGGUGGUGCCGCCACUCAGAGGAAAGAGACACAAAAUCACGAAUCUUCACAGUUCCUUUCUUACUUCAGAGAGGGAUUACGGUACAAGGAUGGUGGGUGCGCAUCAGGAUUCCGUCAUGUUGACUCCGAGAAAUUCGAGCCACGUUUGUAUCGAGUGAAAGGCAAGCGAUAUCCCCGGUGUACGCAGAUGGUGAUAGAAUGGACUUCGUUCAAUGAGGGCGACUCGUUCGUUGUGGAUCUGGGCAAGCUGAUCUUCGUUUGGACGGGCAAGGAAUCGAGCCGGUCAGAAACUCUCAAGGCGAUGGAUUUUGCGAGGAAGUUGAGGGACGACCGUGGCCAGCAGGCGUGUCCGGUCGUCAUUGAGAGUGGACAGGAGAAUUCAAUGACCGAUGAUGAAAAACAGCUUUGGGAACAGUUCCUGCCGUUGUCUGGCAGAAAUAUCAAGUCUUCAUCGGAAGCUGGCGAGGAUGAAAAGUUUGAACUUAAGAUGACCAAUCAGAUCAAACUGUACAGAUGCAGCGAUGCUGGAGGUACCCUUACGGUGACGGAGGCAGCAGUUGGACCAUUGAAGUUUGAGAUGUUGGAAUCAAAGCCCAAAACUGGCAGUAUGGAUGUGUUUAUUGUGGACAACUGCGAGGCCGGUGUCUGGGUUUGGGUUGGCAGGGGUGCGUCCAAGACUGAGCGACGGGAGUCCAUGAAGAAUGCAAUGAACUUUGCCAAGAAGAAAGGGUACAGUGCGAACACGUCCAUCACUCGAGUGGUUGAAAAUGGUGAAUUAUCUGAAUUCAAGAUGCUGUUUAGGAAUUGGCCAAAACCAAAAUACAGUGGCAAGACUCACACAACUGGAAGAAUUGCUCAAAACAAAUGGACACGUAGCGUCCAGAUGAAGUUCGACGUUGGAUCGAUGCACGAGAAUCCUUCUCUGGCGAGUGAAUUCAAGAUGGUGGAUGAUGGUUCUGGCAGUGUACAGAUCUGGCGAAUUGAAGACUUCAAGAAAGUUCCUGUCGACAAAAAGAUGUUUGGGCAGUUCUUUGCUGGUGACAGUUACAUCAUCCUCUAUACGUAUCAGGUCAACAACAAGGACCGACACUUGAUCUACUACUGGCUGGGUCGCAAGGCCACAACUGAUGAAAAGGGAUCGGCCGCAUUGCUGACGGUGGAGCUUGAUGAUGCUUAUGGAGGCGAACCUGUCCAAGUGCGAGUUGUCCAGGGCAAAGAACCACCUCACUUCCUCGCCAUAUUUGAAUCCAAAAUCAUCAUCUUCGACGGUGGUAAGGCUGGCUGGAGUAAAGAGGAGAAGGACCAGGAUAUCGGAGAGUCUUACCUGCUGCGGGUGGCUGGCACACAUAAACUCAACACCAAGGCUGUACAGGUUCCGUUGCGUGCAUCUUCCCUCAACUCCAACGAUGUGUUUAUCCUCAAGACCAAGACGGCACUCUACAUCUGGUCUGGCAAGGGUUGCACAGGAGACGAGAGAGAAAUGGCCAAGAGUGCAGCCUCCUGCCUCACUUCCAGAUCACCAGCGAUCAACCUUGAAGGCCACGAGACUGAAGACUUCUGGAAAGCGCUCGGUGGCCGCGAGGCAUAUUCUAACGACAAGCGACUACAGGAAGAGAAACCAGAACAUCCACCAGUCCUUUACCAUUGUUCCAACGCCAAGGGUUACUUCAGUGUCGAGAGGAUACCAGAUUUCAUUCAGGAUGAUUUGGUUCCAGAAGAUGUGAUGAUUCUGGACACGUGGGAUCAGGUUUUCAUCUGGAUCGGUGACGGCGCCAAUGACGAGGAGAAGCAGAAAUCGAAAGAAGUUUCUGUGGAAUAUGUUGAGAGCCAUCCUGCGGGCCGUGAUGUUGAUGAUGUGACCUUCAGCACCGUGAAACAAGGAUUUGAACCACCUACUUUUACUGGUUUCUUCCCGACAUGGGAUGUCAAUCUAUGGAGCGGUGGUAAGACGUACGAAGAGCUGAAAGCAGAAUUUGGGCAGAUGAAGAUUGGGGUGCAGGAGGUCAAUGCCAAUGAAGUGUUGAAUGGGUCAUCCGAUGAAGGUUUCUAUGACGUGAAGAAGUUUUCUUACGCAGAGCUGUCCAGUGGAUGUCCUGAUGGUUGCAGGGCGGAUCAGAAAGAGAUCUAUUUAACAGAUGAAGAAUUUGAGCGCGUUUUCAAGGUCAGCUACUCCGAGUUUUUGACGAUGCAGCCAUGGAAACAAACACAACUGAAAAAGAGGUUCAAACUAUUCUAGGAGACUGGUGCUGCCGCGGAUGAUAAAGUGGGGAAUGCUGGAACUGGUCAAUGCAUGAAAAUUUGAAAUUGAACUUGAAUUGUGAUAAGAAACAGCUGAUGAAAAGCGUUGAUGUGUUAGACGUGGAAAAUUGUGAAUCGGUGUAUUCUUUUCAGAUGUCGCUUUUGACGUUUUUGGUUUCCGCCCUUUUUGUGUACGGAUAAAAAUUGCAUUCCAUCUCCGGAGAAUUAGGAGACAGUUCCAUUCAUCCCUAUUGUAUACUCAAUUGGUACAUUCCAUCCAUUGUAUUUAUUUCAUAUCAGUCUAUCAUGGUGAUAGGGGUGCAGAGAUAAUGCGCUACCAUUUUUUGCUUCUUGUAGUUUUGGAGUAGUAUAUUAUUUUUUUGUCUCUUUUCACGAUGUCAUUUUUUAUACAGGCAUAUAAUCUUUACGAUGGUCUCCUUUAACUUGGAAAAUAUUUAGUGAAAGUAAUUUUAAUAGGGCACUAGACUAGCUAGCCCUUGACUUUCAAGAAAAAGGGCAAGUUGGAGAAAGUUGGGGAAAAAAAUUUUUACCCACAAGAAAAAUUUAACAUAAAACGUUGCAGUUCAUCACUCUUAUAGCACUGCCAAAAGGUGCUGAUCAGGAACUUUCAUAUGCAUGUCAUGUCAAUAGGAUUCGACAAUGAUAUUUUCGGGCCGAUAUCUGUAUUCUGCAGAUGUCGUCAUCAUAAGCCUUGACCCAAGUCAUAAUCGGUACUGUGCAUGUCUAGUAAGAGCUCAGAAUUUUUCGCCAACUAAUUGUGUUACUGACAUAUCAUGACCAUACGCAUCUGCAGUUUACAUUUUUUCACUGAAAUUAAAUGUUGUAGAUUGAUAUGGAAUAUCCAAGGAGUUUACAAGAAACUGCCAUGUUUCUGUUUUUUUUGUUGUUUUUUUUAGUUUGCCGAUGUAAAAUGUCUUAGAUCUGAUGUAUAUUAUGGAGUUUUUGAAUGUAGACAGUUUGUUAGAGGUUAAUGAGUACCUACAUAAUUAUUAUCAUGAGCAACAGCUGGGCUUUUUUGAGUACGAGAGUUGAUUUCUCAUACAGGAAUCUAUCCGGGGAAAUCUGAGUGAAACUUCCGGUAAUUCUAUAUGAAAUUUGUUGGAAAAUCUAUGGAGAACUUCUAUGGAAAUCUUCAUUGGUCAAUUCGGAAAAAUUGUUUUCCGGGAAAUCCAUGUAAAACGUUCCCGAAGAGAUCUAUGAGGAAAUUCCCGGGAAAAACCAUGUAGAACUUCCCUUAGCAAAUGUAUCGUGACCUCUAUGCAUCUUACACUGAAUCCUACAAUAUAUCUUCAAUUGAAUUUAACAAAACUUCUUCAAGAUUUUUGUAAAUAGUGUGUGCGUUGAUUAACACUUUGAUGGAAAAUUCUUAGUAAAGUGCUGAACAUUUCUAAGUUUAGCAUACCUAAAUCUGGUUAUGAAAAGGAAUUACUGAUUAACCUUAGCUAUGAUGACAAUAUUCCUUUAUAUUUUGCUCUGUGAGUCCUCAUUGAGUCACACCAGUAGGUUUCUUAACUUCGGGUAAAUUUCUGUGUCCAGCCCUUUGUAACAGAUUUUGUCAUUAGACCUUGUUCAUUUCUACUUAAAAGUAUUGUUAUUGGUGUUUUAUAGGACAGGUUCUGUGCAAAUGAAUAGAUUUAGUUAGUCUUUGUACAUACAUCAACAUGUGCAUCCCCGCUUUGGUCCAGCACUUUUUAAAGUUAAACUAAAGUCUUGCCCUAUUGUUUCAUUCUACUUAGAUUAGGCCACUUGCCUUUGAUAAACUUUGCCUUUGCAUUACGCCCCAGAGAAAUACUCAAUCUGUAUUCUAUCACUAUCUAACACAUAUCUUGAUAAUUUCUCCUUGGUUUUUAGUUUUAUGCAUGAGUUUACAAUACGAUUACAAUAUAUUCAAAUACUUGAAACACGCCACUCUAGGUCGCACUGCUCAGAGCAUGGAAAAACCUCCUGCUUGAGGUUUAAUGUGUUUUUUGUGCAAUAUCCCCUCGAUGUAAUGCUCAAUGUGACUGAUAGCUAAUUUGCACCUUCUCUGAGUGAAGACAUCUAAAUGAAGUGGGUUUGGUCACAAUUAUUUACUGUUUUAUGUUUUUCCAAUUUUGUCCAAAAACCCAAUAGUUGACUAGUUAGCAUAUCAAAAUAUUGUAAACACAGUAUUAAGUCGGCACUGCUCUAGAAAUCUUCCUAGCCUUCCAGAACCCAAACCGUCAUCCCUGUCAGACCUGCCUUCCACAAUGUCAUCUGCUUGUCCUGUUGUCUUUUUCUCAUAAUAAAUGGCAGGUCUGACUGUGAUGAAUACUGUGGUACAUAUCUUCCAAUUUGUCGAUAACUGACGCCAUGUUAAAUGUUUAGGGCCAAAUUCAUAAAGGGCGUUUAAGGGUUAGACGUGUGUAACUUUUCCCUGAUCAGUUUCAGGGCCUAUUCAUAUUCUGUGAAGAUUUACAUGAAGGACCUGAAUAUGUCUAUUCAGUAGUUAAACGCUGUUUUAAGGUAAACGCCCUUUAUGAAUUUGGCCCUUAGUUUUUUGAGUGAUAUCUUUGUCUUCUGUUGAUCUGUCUUGUUUCCGCUUGUUGUUAUUUGAAAGUGGCUGAAUUCACUCUCAGCUGCCCGUCAAGGGACAGUGGAUGUGAAAUAGGUAUCUUUUCUUUGAGGACAGUUGAUGUGACUAUAGGUGUCCUCCUCUUGUUCUGUUUUUAGGCUAAAAGAGUAAUUUUUCGAAAUCCUUGCAUACUCUUUUCGAAUAUGUUGAACCUAGUUAAGAGUUAUUGUAAUUCUUGAAGUGUUUCAUCAAAACAAAGUGUACUUUCAAGAAAAAUAUUUUGGCCUUUUUUCUGCCAACGCAUUUAUUCCUUCAUUUUGUCUUAAUCUAUGAUAUGAUAUAUUACUGGCACAUGUAUAAGAAGUGGAUGAACAACCUGUCCUUACAAAUAUUACAAGUGUGAAAAAUUAUGUUUACAAUAUCAUUGUAUCUUUUGUAUGUGCUUUUGUAGCGAGUUUUGUCCAGAUUUUUGUCGAGCUUUUUCCAACUUUGUCGUGUACAUGUACAUUGAAGACUCGUCAGAUAUUACAUAUCAAGAAAAUAUUUGCAUUUUGUAUUAUUUUAAGUCCUUUUUGUAGUGAUAUCAACAAUCUCCUCAUGUUUUUAUCAUCAUUUGUCAUUUAGAGGUUCAGUAGAAAAUGUGUUCCCUGAAAGUGAUCUUACCCCAGCAUUCUUCAUUUGUGUUGGAUGUCCCGCAGCCCUGAUAAAUGACUCAUGCUUUUUAUGCAUAUUGAAGUCGCUUGUAUUGCUUAUCACUACCUGUAGAAUUAAUAGUUUGAUGCACACGGGCGACUUAAUCCUGAGAAACAGAAAAACAGCAUUACUGAGUGUUAAAGAUGAGUUGGGUGACGACUCGGAUAUAGGAAUUUUUGCUUUGCUCGUCUGUGUGCAUAAUUUAGCCUAACCAAAGACGUAGCCAGAGAGGUUGCAAACAAGCCCCCUUGGAAAAAACUCAAUGAAAUUGUCGGAGAAAUGUCUUGGAGCUAAAAUUUAAGCUUAAAUAGAAUGUUAGGUUUUCAGAAACGACUAUGAAUUGCUGUCUUAUUGUAAAAAUGAUAGUCUUUUGAAAAUCCUGGCUACGCCUAUGAUAAUAAUCAGCAGUUUCGAGUGUUAAGGAGGCUUUAGGAUCAAAACUCAUUCCAGCCUGAAGCUAUUACAAUGUGUAUUGAGGCCAACUUGGAUGUACUUAACUACGGUAAUGUUUAUUCGAUUGUUUUCCACAUUCCAUGAUUGUUAUAUAUCAUGUAUGUAGACUCUCUUCGAAAUAUAAUGGGAAUUAUACAGAUAUGAAAUCUGAAAGAAAAUGA